CGAUGGAAAAAGAAAGAGAUAAAAUCUGUUGAUGGACGAGGCCCGUAUAACGGCUGCGUCUAUUAGCAAUCGAAACCGAAACGUUAGAAAAAGAAGAUGAAAAUCGGCGGUGGAGUGGUAUGUGGAAGUCCACGCGCCGCCACUCUGCCCUCUCUGCUUCUCCGUCGCACUGGAUUCACCAUUCGCAGCUCUUCAUCUUCCUCUACUUCCGACCAUGUAUCGUUCAUCAACGAUAUUGCGGCAACUCAGCCUCCUCAGCAUUUGUGUCAAUUGCUAAAAAUGCUGAAGACAAGAGCAGGUGGAUCCAUUAUUUCUCCUGGAGCGAAGCAAGGGAUUAUCCCUCUUGCCGUUCCACUGGCAAAAAACAGCUCAGGUACUAUAACUGCACUGCUGCGCUGGCCUACAGCACCCGCUGGGAUGGACAUGCCAGUAGUGGACGUCAAUAGGAAUGGAGUGUGGCUUCUAGCCAAGAACGUGGAUCAGUUUAUUAAUAGACUUCUAGUUGAAGAAGACGCCAGAGGAAGUGGAGAGCAAAGUGAUGAGCUAUUUCUUGCAGCAGCUGAUGCUGGGCAGAAACUUUAUGAAAGGGGUGCUUUUGCUGAAUCUCGGGUCACAAAUGUAGAUUCGUAUCUGCUGAAAAAGGUUGGGUUGUUUCCAGAUGUCAUAGAACGUAAAAUAUUGCGCCAUUUUGAGGAGGGUGACCUUGUUUCAGCUCUGGUGACCGGAGAAUUCUAUACUAAAAAGGAGCACUUCCCAGGAUUUGCACGGCCAUACGUAUUCAAUGCAGAGGUUUUGCUGAAGGUGGGACGAGAGACAGAAGCUAAGGAUGCUGCGAGGGGUGCGCUAAAAUCACCAUGGUGGACUCUAGGCUGUAAAUAUGAGGAAGUUGCUAAUAUUGCACAAUGGGAAGAUGAGCAAAUUGAGUAUUUCAAAGAGAAGGUCACAGAAGAAGGAAAGGAAGAGGAUCUUAAGAAGGGAAAGGCUCCUGCCCAGGUGGCCUUGGACCAAGCUGCCUUUUUGUUGGAUUUAGCUUCUGUCGAUGGAACUUGGGACAACUCUGUGGAGCGUAUUGCUCAGUGUUAUGAAGAGGCAGGUCUCCAUGAGAUAGCAAAGUUCGUACUUUACAGAGACUGAAUACAAACAGUUCUUGGGCAGUGGGCACAAAUUGACAUCCAAUUGGUUUCCAAAUAAAUGGAAACUGAUGGUCACUGUCGGUGAAAAUUGACAUCUCUCUCAGUCUCUCUCUGAGGUCGCCUCACAAGUCACAAGUCACAAUUGUCAUUGCCACCCUUGUCGGCUUGGAGUCUCGGACAAUUGUCUACAACGGAACGAUCGUAUGAUCCUACUACAUUUGAUUGUUAAGAUAACCUGCAGAUAUUGAAUCAUAACUAAGUGGCUACCAUGAUUAUUUUCUUUGACCUCUUUAUCAUUUACAUGUGGACCUUUCUUACUACUAGGCCAACCCGUGUAGGGUGAGACAAUUUUUAUGGUGCUCUCUAUUUUAAAAAAUAACUGGUUGGUCGAUUGGAAUGACAAUCUUCCGCUAUUUUGAUCGACAUGCUGGUAUAAACGGACCGAUGGACAUAAAUUUGGUUAAUUUCAAUUAGUUUGGGCAA
This is a messenger RNA of Momordica charantia (bitter melon), 1616 nucleotides long. RefSeq names its product protein IN CHLOROPLAST ATPASE BIOGENESIS, chloroplastic. The record is from RefSeq and is a predicted model, not a curated record. Lineage: Eukaryota; Viridiplantae; Streptophyta; Magnoliopsida; Cucurbitales; Cucurbitaceae.